This is a messenger RNA of Salvelinus fontinalis (brook trout), 3414 nucleotides long. RefSeq lists its product as uncharacterized. The transcript has a single exon. NCBI's taxonomy places the organism in Eukaryota, Metazoa, Chordata, Actinopteri, Salmoniformes, Salmonidae. The record is from RefSeq and is a predicted model, not a curated record. Bases 1 to 3414 code for a protein of 1137 amino acids.
AUGCGUUUCUCCUCCCAGGCUGACCAGACUGGGUCACCAAAACUGGCACCUACGGUGGGCGUAUCCGGACACCGUCAGGUCGAGCGAACAGGGUCUACCACCGCUUUCCGUCUCGGGAGCCCGGGUAGUAACAGCUACGAGACAAGCGAUCAAAUCAAGCUCCCCAAGGGGGGAAGAGAGAAUGGGCCGCCCACGGCAGCAGUCGUCGCCCCGGUGGCGCAGGGCAGAGCAGAGGAAGUGACACACGAAAGAGUACGGGUCAAGCCCCGCAAGAGGAAACGGCCAAGUGAGCCGCCGAGCGGUACAGCGGAAGUAAGCAAGGCGGACAGGGCGCCUGUGGUGAGCAGUAUAUGCAUUGCAAUCCCGUUCACGGGGGAACAAUGCGAUAUAUGUGGAGCAAUGGUAACGUCCACUAGUGGACUGGUUGACCAUAUAACAUCCAAGCAUAGCAUGAUCCGGCUGGCCUUCAAGUGCUCCAAGUGCGGGAAGGAGAACGCAAAAAGGCACUCCAUCGCCUGUCAUCUACCGAAGUGUAAAGGGGGGCAAGUCGCAGCAGAGGCGAGGCCCAAGGCCUUCUGCUGCGAGGCCUGCCCCGGGAGCUUUGGGACCGCAAGCGGACUGUCCCAGCACAUGAGACACAGGCAUAUAGCUAGGUGCAAUGAAGAAAGGAUCCAGCAAGAGGGAAAAAUGGAGAACAGAAAGAAAGGGCUGAAAAAAUGGUCCCCAGACGAGACGAGAGCAAUGGAAAAGCUCAACCACAUCUAUAGGAACACGAGAAGCCCUGAAAGACACAUCGCAGAAGGGCUAGGGACGAACACCUCCGUGGAGCAAGUCGAGCGGAAAAGACGGAAACUGGCGCUCGAUAAGGCUCCCCCAGGCUACAGGGGCCCCAGCUGGGACUCCAUAGUACACGAUCUAACGGUAGCGGCCGAGGGGCCCCCUGCGGUGACAGGUGUGGAGAAGGCACUGAGAGAGCACAUGUGGGGAGCGGGCGAGGUGGGACCAGUGAGCAACGAGGGAGUAGGGGCGACUCCACAGGGACCACGGGAAGAGCUGACAGAGGGAAGGGAAGCGGCGGCCGCCGAGCUGGUAGCACUGCUGGGGAGGGCCAUAGGGAAGCCAGUACGCCCAAAAACAGCUAAAACUCCACCCAAGGCACGGCGGCGAUGGAUGGAAAGGAGGAGAGCCAAAAGUGAGAAGUUCAAGCAGCACCAGAGGCUGUUUGAAGGGGACAGGGGGAAGCUUGGGAAGCUGAUCCUGGACGGCGCAGACAACCGCGAAUGCCAUAUCACGAUUGAAGCCCUGACAGAGGCAUAUACGGCCCAAUGGGGAAAGGCCGGAAAAUUCGGCGGGUUGGGUCAAUUCCGGUCAUCGGGCGGGGCAGACAAUAGCCACUUCUGCACCCCGAUCACAGCCAGCGAGGCGUUGGCCAACCUCAAAGCCAUUACGAAAGACUCAGCAGCAGGCCCAGAUGGUAUCAAUAGGAAAGGGCUGCUCGAAUGGGACUCGGAAGGAGAGAAGCUGGCGGGCAUGUUCGCGGUCUGGCAACUAGCGGGCAGAAUACCGAAGAUCUUUAAGCAGGGACGUACGACACUGAUCCCCAAGUCAAUGGAGGAAGAGGAGCUCAAAGAAAUCGGUGGGUGGAGACCGAUCACAAUUGGAUCAAUGGUCCUAAGACUGUUCUCUAAGAUAUUAACGGGCAGGCUGGAGAAGGCCUGCCCGAUCAACCCCAGACAGAGAGGCUUCAUUGCUGCCCCGGGAUGCGCGGAAAACGGCGAGGGAUACAUGUUCGACGGGAAGAAGGUCACCACCCUAGCAUUCGCAGACGACCUGGUGCUGAUGAGUGACUCAUGGGCGGGCAUGCAGCACAACAUCAAUAUAGUAGAAACGUUCUGCAAGCUAGCAGAUCUGCACGUGCAACCGAAAAAGUGCCACGGAUUCAUGGUGAGACGAGGCGGUACGGCAUUCACCAUUAACAACUGCCAGCAAUGGGCAAUCGGGGGCGAAAAACUACACCUAAUCGACCCCGACAAAACUGAAAAAUACCUAGGUAUGAAGAUCAACCCAUGGCUAGGAGUUGUAAAGCCGGACCUAGGGGGGCAAGUGGCCGAGUGGGUCAGCAAGAUCGACCACGCGGCCCUAAAACCCAGUCAGAAGGUGACCAUGCUCAACUCAUAUGCCAUACCCCGGGUGAUAUACACGGUGAACCACGGGGACAUCGGGAAGGUUGAGCUUGCCUCCCUGGACAUGCUGAUAAAGACAGCAGUGAAGAGUUGGCUGCGCCUGCCACCAUCCGCGUGCGACGGCCUGCUAUACGCCCGGAACAAAGACAGCGGACUGGGCCUAGUAAAACUAGAGAGCGUGAUACCAGCAAUGCAGGCGCGGAGGAUAUUCAGCCUGGCAAUAUCAUCAGACCCACUGACCAGGGCGGUGGCAGCGUAUAUAAUGCCACAAGAGGAAUACGAGAAACGAUGGGUGCGAGCAGGGGGUGAAAGAGAGCAAACCCCGAAGCUGGGGGGCAGGCAGGAAGCCACACCAGCCGAGGAAGAGAGCCCGAGCAUAGCAGAGCCAGAGGGCACUCAAACAAUUGCGACACCAACAUGGAAAAACCCCGCUAACUGGAGGCUCCGGGAAUUCGACGGCUGGGCAUCCCUACCAGUACAAGGGGAAGGAAUAGGCUCAUUCCACCAAGACACGAUCAGCAACAGCUGGCUUGCAGACCCAUCGACCGCAGGAUUCAGAGAGAGACACUACAUGGCGGCCCUACAGCUGAGGGCGAACGUUUACCCAACAAAGGAAGCUCUGGCCCGAGGGCGCAACAAAGAAAAAGCAUCAUGCAGAAGAUGCGACCACAAGCUGGAAACGGUAUCCCACAUUCUAGGCCAGUGCCCAGGAGUAAAAGCAGCAAGACUGAGGAGACACGACCUCAUCUGCGAGCUCCUAGCAGAGGAAGCCGAGAAAAGGGGAUGGACAGUGACCAAAGAACUAAGAGUGAUAACAGCAGAGGGGGGACUGAGAGUCCCCGACCUGCUAUUCGUGAGAGGUAGACUGGGCAUAGUCGCGGGCGUUACAGUGAGAUACGAGAGAAACGAGGAUACCCUCGAGAAGGGCAGAGCGGAAAAGGUGGAAAAGUACCUCCCCAUUGCCCCGAUUAUUGCAAAACAGUUUAGUCUCAGCAGGGUAUUGGUCUAUGGCUUCCCGAUGGGAGGCCGCGGGAAGUGGCCCACCUCAAACUUCGAACUGCUGAGGGCACUGGGCCUAUCCAAGUCGCGAAGUGCGAGAUUCGCGGCUGUGAUCAGUAGACGAACCCUGCUGUACUCACUGGACAUCCUAAGGGCCUUUGGCCUCGAAUGCAAGGUCGGGCAGCCGGCUGAGACCGGUAGGGAGGACAAGGGCGAAGACAUGGAGAAUUGA